AUGUGGAUCAAUGGCGUUGGGUUCAACUCCGAACUCCCGGCCAUUUCUGACGCCUACGGAAGCGCCAACACUGCCGGACUUGGAAACCCGACCACCCCUGUCGAGCUGUUCUGCAGCACCGAAACCGGAAAAUGGGUCCUCCGCAACCCUACUAAUGACAACUGGCAAUUGGGCGGCCGCAACUACUACCUCCCCAUCAGCGACCUCACGUGCCAGACCGAAUAUGUUGGAGACAGGAAGCAA
Molecule: messenger RNA, 243 nt
Organism: Mesorhabditis spiculigera
Lineage: Eukaryota; Metazoa; Nematoda; Chromadorea; Rhabditida; Rhabditidae
Source: the annotation of a GenBank genome assembly